CAAUAACAGGCCCGCCCCUAAACACUCAUCCCUCGAUUGGCGUGCUUACGGACAGCAGCCGUGCUUUGACGUCGGGGGGGUUGAUAAGCGCGCUUGCUUGCUUGCUUGCCUGCCUGCCUGCCUGCCUGCCUGCUUGCUUCGGUCUACUGAAAUCGCCGCUGCAGUUGCGUCGAGUUUUCAGAGACGAUCUGCAGCUCGAACCUCGCAGAACAGCUGAGAGCCUUCAUUGCCCUACUGAAACCAUGGCAACAGCUAUGGCAGAGGCUGAGACGCGUCAGAAACUGCUACGCACUGUCAAAAAAGAGGUGAAGCAGAUCAUGGAGGAGGCAGUGACUCGGAAGUUUGUGCACGAGGACAGCAGCCACAUUGUUUCAUUCUGCGCUGCGGUGGAAGCGUGUGUGUUGCACGGACUGAAGCGCCGGGCUGCCGGGUUCCUCCGCAGCAACAAGAUCGCAGCGCUGUUCAUGAAGGUGGGGAAGAGCUUCCCUCUGGCUGACGAACUCUGCAGGAAGGCACAAGAGCUGGAGCAGAUCAUCGAGAGCAAGAGGAACCAGAUCCCCUUGAAUCCUGAUAGUACUCGGAAGCUGCAGAAACUGCCCAGCGUGUCUCCCCAGGUCAUCAAGCAUCUAUGGAUCCGCACAGCCCUCAUUGAAAAAGUUCUGGACAAGAUCGUUCACUACCUAGUGGAGAACAGCAGUAAGUUCUAUGAGAAGGAGGCUGUGCUGAUGGACCCAGUGGACGGACCAAUACUUGCAUCCUUGCUGGUGGGUCCCUGUGCCCUGGAGUACACCAAGAUGAAGACAGCGGAUCACUUCUGGACAGACCCCUCUGCAGACGAGCUGGUCCAGAGGCAUCGCAUUCACAGCGGGCACUGCCGGCAGGACUCUCCCACCAAGCGCCCUGCUCUUUGUAUCCAGAAGAGGCACUCCAGCGGUAGUAUGGAUGACCGUCUCUCCCCCUCAGCCCGUGACUAUGUGGAGUCCCUGCACCAGAACUCCAGGGCCACGCUGCUCUUUGGCAAGAACAAUGUCCUGGUGCAGCCGAAGGACGAUAUGGAAGCCAUCCCGGGGUACCUGUCUCUCCACCAGACCGCAGACAUCAUGACCCUGAAGUGGACACCCAACCAGCUGAUGAACGGCUCUGUGGGAGAUUUAGACUAUGAGAAGAGUGUUUAUUGGGACUAUGCCAUGACCAUCCGUCUGGAAGAGAUUGUGUAUUUGCACUGUCACCAGCUUGUGGACAGCGGUGGGACAGUGGUGCUGGUGAGUCAGGAUGGGAUCCAGCGCCCCCCCCUGCGAUUCCCGAAGGGGGGGCACCUCCUGCAGUUCCUGUCCUGCCUGGAGAACGGGCUCCUGCCUCGCGGACAACUUGACCCUCCGCUCUGGUCUCAGCGGGGAAAGGGGAAGGUUUUCCCGAAGCUGCGAAACAGAAGUCCGCAUGGAUCCCCGGAGUCUGUGUCCGACAAGGAGGAAGAGGAAGCCACGGACUACGUGUUCAGGAUCCUCUUCCCAGGCAGCCAGUCCGAGUUCGUUACCAUUAUCCAUUGCCGUCACCAUCAUCACCCUCGUCCCUCUCCCUCCUCCCUGUCCCGCUCCCUCUCCCUGAACCUCCGGAAACUCCCCCCUAGGCGUGUUCCUGCUGGCCGGAUCCUGGUUAUCCCCAAACACUCCUCCAGUUUCUCUGGCAGGAGCAGCCAGACUCCUGCACCCAACCCCAGCAGGACACGGCAUGGCUUAUCGCAGGACCUCAUGGACCAGGGGGCGGCCCUGUGGCACCCCACUGCCAGGAAGUCCUCCUGCUCUUCCUGUUCCCAAAAUGGCUCCUCAGACGCAGGGCCUCCAAACGACUGCAACCGUGAGCGGGCCCCUCUGAAGUUGCUGUGUGACAACAUGAAGUAUCAGAUCAUUUCCAGAGCUUUCUACGGCUGGUUUGCGUAUUGCCGUCACAUGUCCACUGUGCGCACGCACCUGUCUGCGCUGGUGAACCACACCAUUGUGGACCGGGACGUCCCACACGAGGCCGGCGGCGGGCUGACAGCAGAGAUGUGGCAGAAAUACCUCCAGGACUGUAAGGUUUAUGAGGAGCAGGAGCUGCUGCGGCUGGUUUACUUCGGAGGGGUGGAACCCACAAUCCGCAGGGAGGUGUGGCCCUUCUUGCUGGGGCACUACCAGUUCGGGAUGUCGGAGAAUGACCGGAAAGAGGUAGAUGACCAGAUGCGUGCCUGCUAUGAGCAGACGAUGAGUGAGUGGCUGGGCUGCGAGGCGAUCGUUCGCCAGCGGGAGAAGGAGCAGCACGCCGCUGCCCUCGCCAAGUGCUCCUCAGGAGCCAGUCUGGACAGCACGAUGCAGAAGAUGAUGCACCAUGACUCCACCGUCAGCAACGAGUCUUCCCAGAGCUGCAGCUCGGACAGACAGAGCCAUGCGCGGCUGCAGAGCGACUCCAGCAGCAGCACACAGGUGUUCGAGUCUGCGGAGGAGAUGGAGCAGAUAGAGACGGAGGUGAGGGCCGAGGAGAGCGUCAAGGCAGCCAAACGUCCCAAUGGAACCGCCCCCAACGGAACCUGCUCUCCUGAUUCCGGACACCCUUCCUCCCGGAACUUCUCCAUCACCUCCGGAUUCUCCGACCGCAGCUUCAGCACCGAGGACAGCGGUGCCGGCACCGAGUCUGCAGUUAAAACAUCUGGACAGCAGCCUCCACAAGCACCGACCAAACAGAAGCAAGAGGGAGCCAGCCCCAGCAAGAAGACUCCAGUUCAGGGCAUAGAAGAUGCCGCUCGGGGUCAGGCGACUGAAGAGACCGUCCCUCCCGUCUCCAAAGGGGCUGCUGAACAGACCCGGCCCGACAGUCUGACCACCAACGCGAGUUCGGAGGAUCUUCUGUCUGCCACUGAGCUGCCCUCAGAGGAGGGGCCUCUCCCAGGGGUGGUGGCUGGGCUUCCUAUGCUGGAGAUGCAGCUGGACGAGGAAGCUGAGAAGCAGAGCCUGGUGGGCAGCGAGGACAACCUUUCUGAGGAGCCUGAAAUGGAGAGCCUGUUCCCCCAGUUUGUCUCGCUGGCUGUGGGAGCGGAGGGUAAAACCGAAGCCACGUCCCCUGUCACUUCCAUUGGGGUCACCUACUCUGAGCUGCUGGACAUGUACACAAUCAACCUGCACCGUAUCGAGAAAGACGUGCAGAGGUGCGACCGAAACUACUGGUACUUCACUCCUGCCAAUCUGGAGAAACUGCGCAACAUCAUGUGCAGCUACAUCUGGCAGCACCUGGAGAUCGGGUAUGUGCAAGGCAUGUGCGACCUGUUAGCUCCCCUGCUGGUCAUUCUCGAUGACGAGGCAAUGGCCUUCAGCUGCUUCACGGAGCUCAUGAAGAGGAUGAACCACAACUUCCCUCACGGAGGAGACAUGGAUACACACUUCGCCAACAUGCGCUCCCUCAUCCAGAUCCUGGACUCCGAGCUCUUUGAGCUGAUGCACCAGAAUGGGGAUUACACACAUUUCUAUUUCUGCUACCGCUGGUUCCUUCUGGACUUCAAACGAGAACUGGUGUACGAUGAUGUGUUCUCAGUGUGGGAGACUAUCUGGGCUGCGAAGCACACGUCAUCGACCCACUUCGUGCUCUUCAUCGCUCUGGCAAUGGUGGAAAUGUACAGAGACAUCAUCCUGGAAAACAACAUGGACUUCACCGACAUCAUCAAGUUCUUCAACGAAAUGGCUGAACACCACAAUAGCAAGCGUGUGCUGACGUUGGCACGGGACCUGGUCUACAAAGUGCAGACACUCAUCGAGAACAAGUGAAGGGGGCGCUCGACCACAAAGCUCUACAAACACACUCAUGAUCACAUCCUUCAUCCUCGCACCAGCUUCUCUCGUUCUGUUCACUGUCAGUGCGCCAGCGUCAGAGGCCACAGUAACGGAUUGCUUGUAUAAAUCAGGAUGAACCAGGUUUAGCCACCUCUGCUGUUAUACAUUUUACUGCAACACUGCAUCUUUGAACAUCCAGUAAGUGAGAGCUAGGGACCUUCAGUGGAGCCUGUUUUAUAUCAAUCAGGUUUCUGUGAGUAUCACAUGGGGGGGAGGGGGGGGACUCCUCUAGAGUACCUGGAUAGGUAAUAAAGAGCACAUGGGUGUUCAGCAGAGCAGCAGAUUUGAGGGGAGGGAGAAGGACUGUGGAUGAGACUGCAUGUCGAGCGACUCUUUCAGAUUGCAGUUCAUGAACAGUCCUGGGUGUUCUUUAUUGUUCAGUUUGACACGGCAUUAGUUCAUUGUUUCAGUGUUUACCCACCAAGACAGAGUUUAGGGUUUCACCAUUGCCGCGCAACAUUGCCGUGCAAAAUUCAUGGCAAUACCCGAGUGCUAUAUAGUGCGUUUGUAUUUUAUUUGUAUAAGGUGGGUGUGUGUUUCCUUAGAGGAUAAUAUAAUCUAGUGGUGAUACUAUACUUUACACACAAGAAUAAAGAGUUUCUACACACACGUAACUACACCAUGCCUUUGUGUGGAAUGCGCAGAAUCUGGAAAAUUAUUUUCUCUAUUCCCGUACGCGUCUCGGCUUUUAUGUGUCUUUCAUCGCAACAUUGUAACAAUCCUCUAUGAAGCACAUACUCUCACCCCAGCUUCACAUAAAGGUAAUGAGGUAACAGUGUUUCUUCACUGUGUUGAGGUAACAGUGUAUCACCUGGAUUUAUCUGUGCCAAACAGAGGUGCCACUAGACAUAUGAGAGGAGGUGGGGAGCUCAGUGUAAUGUAUAUCGACUUGAAAUGUCCGUGAAAUCGAAAUGAAAGGUAGCAGAAGUGAUUCUGUAAAUCCCACAAAUGAAACCCUGUUUUUAAUAAAGGAAGGAUAAUGUGCCAAAACACUUUAACAUUCCACUUGGAGACUGACGGCUCAUUCAAGUUGGGGGGGAAUGUCAGAAUUGUCACAGUGAUAGGUCGUGAGAGUUUGCCUGUGACCAGAGUGUCUCGUGUGGGUUUCGAUCGAUUCAGACAGGUUAAAAACUAGAAAGUCAUUUCCAGCUAGCAGACUGAAGCGUUUUCUCACACACUAUAUAUAAUGCUAAUGAUUUGCUGCCCAUAGGUGUCCAAUUACUGAGCUCUUUAUAUUGAAUUAGCUGAGUCUCCGAUCCCUGUACUGAGUUAUUUGUAUUUCGUUGAUUUUAAAAAUCAAUCAGCUUUAUUUUUAUUUUUUUUAAGUUACAAAAUGUUUAGCAGGAUAAAAAAUAAAGUGCAACGGUUAUAUACUGAAGCACUCGGAGGUUGUCUUUGGUAGUUUUUUUUUAUUUGCUUUAUAAUUUUUAAUUUGUGUUUUUUCUGUCUUUUAAAAAAAAAAAAAAACUUGGUGCUAAAAACAAUUGAAUUGUCAAUUUAAUCUAUAUUUCUAUGUUUAUGUGCUUUGUUAAAUCAUUUGUUACUGCCUUAAUGUAGCUGUUUGUCCGUUUUAUUUAGUAAUGUUUUACAAAGGUCAAAAACCACAGAGAGGAACCCUCCCCUCUUUAAUAAACAACGACACAUUUGUAAAGCAUGGACAUUUCAGUAAACACAGAAGACUGCUAUGCAUUUACUGCCUUGCUUAUUUCCUGUGAUUUGUGGCACUGUACAGGGUUUGGAUAAACAGCUGUCAACACUGUCCUAUUGAGUGUAGAGACAGGUUAGACAGCCCUCUGUCAAAGUCUGUCAAAUCUGCUUUCUUUCUCAUUGUGACGGAAGCAGACCUCCUACUGGGAGAUGCAGCUUAUAUUUUUUGCAGAACGCAUCGGGAUUCCCUUUGCAUAAUCAACCGCGUGUCCAUCCUCUUUAUCUUUCAAGUUAGAUGGACUACAGUAUCUUAUGCUGGUGUUCCUCUGACAUCAUCAGAUACGAAAGCUAUGUGUGCUUCUGACAUCAUCAGAUAGGUUUUUAUGUCGUGUUUGUUAUAACGAGUAAUCUGGAUUUUGUCUUUCCAGUACAGUUAAAACAGGGGACUGGUUAAGCAGCAUCCUUCUGAUAUUCAGGAAACUUUCAGCUCAUUCAGCUCUAAUUUUGUAGCUAAAGUUGAUAAAAACAAUACGUGUUUCAUAUCAUGGAUGUUUUCAGUUUAAAAAAAAGAAAUACGCUACACGUUACCGCAGUAUAUACACUGCAAUGCAGCUAAAGAGCUUAUACUGCCGGCUGCUGUUCCACAAACACAAGAGACACAUUACAUUGCGUUAGAGGUAGUAUUGUUAGCAGAACAGCUUUUAAAUAUCCUGUGUCAGAAAAAAUAAACGUAUUGUUCAAAGUGCCCGUGUUUUCAAUGACAUGUAUAUUUUUUUUAAUUGUCUGAUUUUAUUGCACAUUUUCAGAAAGUGUCUGUAUCCUGCUGUUUGUGAAUUGUACUGUAAUUUAAAAAGA
This is a messenger RNA of Polyodon spathula (Mississippi paddlefish), 6356 nucleotides long. RefSeq names its product small G protein signaling modulator 1-like. The record is from RefSeq and is a predicted model, not a curated record. The coding region runs from base 243 to 3788 and encodes 1181 amino acids. The transcript is spliced from 26 exons. Gene Ontology annotation, biological process: activation of GTPase activity. Lineage: Eukaryota; Metazoa; Chordata; Actinopteri; Acipenseriformes; Polyodontidae. Gene Ontology annotation, molecular function: GTPase activator activity.